AUGUGUGCUGGACCACCUGAUAAUCCCAUGUAUAACUGGAGCCCUGAAAUCCAGGGGAUCAUCUCCAGUUCUAUCUUCUAUGGUUCAGUUAUCAUCCAAAUUCCUGCUGGAUACUUAUCUGGAAUAUAUUCCGUAAAGAAAAUUGUUGGAUCUACAUUAUUGCUUGGCUCUCUUUUUAACCUGUUCAUCCCACUGGCAGCUCAAGUCGGGGGAGAAACUUUGGUCAUUGCAUGCCGAGCAGACCAGGGAGUGUUUCGGGGAACAGUAGUGACAGCUCAGCAAGUAAUAUGGGUCAAGUGGGCUCCUUCCUUGCGGUCAAGAGGCCGACUUACCUCUAUUAGUCUAUCAGGAUUUAUGCUGGGACCCUUCAUUAUCAUCCUUGUGACUGGAUUCAUCUGUAAUUCUCUGGGCUGACCCAUGGUCAUCUAUAUUUUGGAUGAGUCUCUUUCUAUAAAAUCCCAGUCAUUAUGGGUUCCUUUCCAGGUCAGCUCAAGUAGACACUCUCUGCCCAUCAAGACUAUGCUUAAGUCUCUUCCACUCUAGGCCAUUUGCCUCUGUAGUUUUGCUUUUUUGUGGACAAAUACCAUCAUAAUUUUCUAUACUCCAACGUUUAUCAACUCCAAGCUUCAUGUUGAUAUAAAAGCACAUGGGCUGCUGUCUGCCCUCCCCCAUUUGUUUGCCCGGAUCUUUAGUAUCCUAGCAGGUCAAGUGUCAGACUUCCUCCUGUCCCGGAAUAUUUUCAGCAUAGUUAACAUCCGAAAACUCUUCACCUUCCCAGGACUUCUCCUGCCUGCCCUCUUCUGUGUGUUCGUGCUCUACCUGAGUUCCAGCUUCUAUAGCACUAUCAUUUUCCUGAUACUUGCUUGUGCAACAGAAAGCUUUUGUGUAGCCGGAAUAUUUAUAAAUAACUUGGAUAUCACUCCCAGAUAUUGUGGAUUUCUUAAUGGAGUUGUGCUUGUAAUUGGAACGGUAGGAGGAAUAAUUUCUUCCGCUCUGACUGGAGUAAUUCUUAAUCAGGAUCCAGAAUCUUCUUGGUUUAAAAUCUUCUUCCUGACAGCAGGCGUUAACGUGAUAAGCACAAUUUUCUACCUUAUAUUUGCUAAAGCAGAAAUUCAGGACUGGGCUAAAGAAAAACAACACACAUGCCUCUGAAGGUAAGAAGUGAUAGAUUAAGGACAGAUUUUGAAACUGGGGAUACAUGAGAGAGAGGAGCUGAGGGUGACCCCUGAGCAAACUGUGGUGUUGCUGACUGAGAUGGAGAAAAAUAAGGGGUGCAGGCAGAGGGAAGAAGAGUAGACCAUGUGAAGUAUGAAACUAUUUGACUUCCUGUUGGGUAUGGCAUGCAACCCAGAAGAUGUGCUACUCUGGAAUUCUGGGGAGAUACUGGGACUAGAGAUAUAAAUUUGGGAUCCUGGGCCUCUCUAACACCUGAAGGUGAGGAAGAGAAGGAGAAGUUUGCAGGGAAGACUGGGAAAGGCCUUCAAUGAAGUAGGAAGAACAGCUGGAGAAAGUAGUAUCUCAGAAAAGAAGUGAAAAUGUGGUUAAUAAGUACCCAUGGCAAAUGCUAUCAAGGGGUCAAAUUAUAUAAGGUCUGAAAAUUUACUAAUGGGUUUGGCAAGAGGUACCUUAAAGGUUACCAUGGCUAGAAUGAUUUUCAAAUGAAUGAUGAAGACAAAGGAUCCAUUAAAGUUCAAAAGAGAAUCUGAUAUUGUGUCUUUCUUCUCUAAACUUUGUCAGUGGUAAAUAGAAGGAGAAAUAUCUUUGUGUAGAAUUAUUUCAGCUUAUACAGAAGCAAGAAUUGAUUGAUGUAGAAUAUCCCCCUUUUGCAAACCCCAAUGAAUUAAGGGAUCCAAGUAUUGUGCAUCAACAGCUGUUAACACCACAGAAGAGAGACAUAGAGACAUUGUGUACAUCCUGAUGGAAGAACAUACUACCGCUAAGGUCUUGCUAAGAAAAUCAAAUUGAAUAUGAUCAAGCCUCUGGGAACAGCUACUGUUUUGGAAGAAAUACAGAGAACAGGGAAUAUGUUGAAAUAAAGCCUAAGGGUAUCAUCAGCAAAUAUAAAUGGUAGGAAGGUUACAGGUCAAAAGACUCAGAUUCUUUAACAAAUA
Ceratotherium simum simum (southern white rhinoceros) is the source of this 2111-nucleotide messenger RNA. NCBI's taxonomy places the organism in Eukaryota, Metazoa, Chordata, Mammalia, Perissodactyla, Rhinocerotidae. The record is from RefSeq and is a predicted model, not a curated record.